Gigantopelta aegis is the source of this 3145-nucleotide messenger RNA. RefSeq names its product WD repeat and FYVE domain-containing protein 2-like. The coding region runs from base 1 to 1218 and encodes 405 amino acids. The record is from RefSeq and is a predicted model, not a curated record. The transcript is spliced from 12 exons. Gene Ontology annotation, molecular function: metal ion binding; protein binding. NCBI's taxonomy places the organism in Eukaryota, Metazoa, Mollusca, Gastropoda, Neomphalida, Peltospiridae.
AUGGCGGCUGAAAUUAAGCCUGCCAUUGGCAAAGCGUCUGGAAAUGUUAGAAAACCCGUACUUAUUAACAAAUUAGAAGGAUGCAACGACAGUAUAAACAUGGCAGUGAUUAUCCCCAAGGAAAAUGGGGUUAUAAGUGUCAGUGAUGACAAAACUGUUCGUGUGUGGUUAAGACGGGACACUGGUCAGUUCUGGCCGAGUAUUUGUCAUGCUGUGGCUGAUGAAGCGUCUUCGAUGGAGUAUAAUGCAGAAACUCAUCGUCUGUUCAUUGGGCUUGACAAUGGAACCAUUUCAGAAUUUAUAUUAUCCGAAGACUUUAACAAGCUGAACCAUGUUCGAGAUUAUAUUGCUCACCAGGGCCGAGUGACCAGCGUAAAGUUCUCGCUGGCGUGCGAGUGGGUUCUCAGUUGUGGUAAAGACAAGUACUUCCAGUGGCACUGCUCGGAAACAGGGAGGAGACUAGGGGGGUACCAGGCGGGGGCCUGGUGUCUUUGUUUGGAGUUUGACGAGCAGUCGAAGUACGGUUUUGUUGGAGAUUACUCCGGGCAAAUCUCAGUACUCAAGAUCGGGCAGAGCAGCUUCCAGCUCAUUACCACGCUCAAGGGACAUUCAGGCAGUAUUCGUUGUUUGUCGUGGGAUGUUGAUAGAAGUCUGUUGUUUAGUGGCAGUUUUGACCAGUCCAUCAUCGUCUGGGACAUUGGUGGCAAACAGGGCACAGCGUUUGAACUGCAGGGGCAUCAUGAUAAAGUCCAGGCUUUGGUGUAUGCCUCUGGUACAAAACAGUUGCUUAGUGGCUCGGAUGACUGCAUUCUAGGACUGUGGGAUAUGGAUGUUAAACGCACAGAGACCCCGGAAUGGGCAGAGAGUGACACGUGUCAGAAAUGUAGUUCACCGUUCUUCUGGAACUUCCGGAAGAUGUGGGACGACAAGCGGAUUGGCAUCAGACAGCACCACUGUCGGAAGUGUGGGAGAGCCACAUGUGCCAAGUGCAGUGCUCAGAAAUCAACCAUUCCACAGCUAGGCUACGAGUACGAAGUCCGCAUAUGUGACGAGUGCAUUUCUACUAUAACGGAUGACGAUCGCGCCCCACUGGCCACGUUCCACGACACGAAGCACAGCAUCAUGUACAUGCACCUAGACGAGACCCGCAAACAGCUGCUCACUGUCGGCAAAGAUAGAAUCAUGAAGUUGUGGGAUCUAUCAAGCGUUAUGCACUGAGAUUAAUCAACACAUCAAAGGAAAUGGACCAAGUAGUUAAAUGUUCUAUGUAUGUUGUCUUGGCAACACUUCCUGUUCACAAAGAAGAAGCUGUGUUUUUAAUUGUUGAGCUUUUUUAACAGAAAAAGAGAACAUUGUUUGGACACAUGUUGGACAUUGUGAAUUCGUUGUUGCUUCUUUCAUCAAAGCAUCAUUCAAGGUUAAAAAACAAAAUUCCACUUUUUAUGAUGGCCAUAGAACUGGAUGUCUCUUGAAUUGCAUGUUGUAGCACUAGUGUUUAAAAGGGACACCACUCUGGCUGAUUCCAUUGUGUAGAGUUAUCUUUUCCUUCAGUCAAUUAAUUUUAUGACUAGUAAUUAUUGUUCUGCUAGGUUGUCCUUUGUAUAUACAUCUGUGUUAGGGACAGAUUUAGUGGGUACAUCUAAGUGCGUUAGGGACAGAUUUAGAGGGUACAUAAAAAUGUGUUAGGGACAGAUUUAGAGGGUACGUAAAAAUGUGUUUGGGGCGGAUUUAGAGGGUACGUAAAAAUGUGUUUGAGAUGGAUUUAGAGAGUACGUAAAAAUGUGUCGGGGACAGAUGUAGAAGGUACAUAAAAAUGUGUUGGGGACAGAUUUAGAGGAUACGUAAAAAUGUGUUGCAGACAGAUUUAAAGGGUACGUAAAAAUGUGUUGGGGAUGGAUUUAGAGGGUACAUAAAAGUUUGUUAGAGACAGAUUUAGGGGGUAGUAUUGCAAAUUUUAGGAACAAUUGGCAAAUUUUAUUUUAAUUUGGCGGAAAAAAAUUCAUGCAAUAAUUGAUAUUUGCUGGAAAAUAACUGAGUUUUGCAUUUUUGGACAUAAUUUGGCAAAAUGUUUUGCACACCCAGAGCUAGCCCUGGUUGGUACAUAAAAGUAUGUUAGGGACAGAUUUAGAUGGUAUUUAAAAGUGUGUUAGGAACAGAUUUAGGGGUUACGUAAAAGUAUGUUAGGGACAGAAGUAGGAGGUAUGUAAAAGUUACGGAUAGCUUUGGAGUAUGUAGGCUAUGUACAUAUGUUGGGUCCUGUAUACUUAAGUGUCGGGGUUCGAUUUUGAAUGGAGGUACUGUGAGGAAAUUGCUCAAUACAGUCAGAAGCCCUAGCCUCUAUUCAUCAUGUACAGUUUUUGUCUCAAUUUAAAAUAGCUAUUUUAGUUAAUAUAAAUGUUGAUUGUAUGUGUCAUAUAUCUGGUGGUUAUAGCACUUAGUUUCUUUCUUGUUGAUUUUUUUUUUUUUUGACAUUCAAAUUGUACAUUAUUGUUAUUCAUUACGGAAGACUGUUUGUUAAUUAGGGCUCAUUCUUACAGAUGUCACCAGGUAUUUAAAAGGGUUUGUUUUCAUAUAAAUGAGCUAGUUAAUAUUUCAUUUUUUUCAAGGCAGAGAACUGUAUUAAGGGAUCUUCUUGAAUUGAUCACAUGGGAUGGGGUGGGAAUACGGAGGCAACAUCAGUAUGUACAGAAAAAAUUUGCAGCAGAAAACAAUAAUUAUGAUGCCUCGUGCCUCCCCCAUGUCAAUUUUGGAACAGCCCUAAGGAAAACAAUUGCCAAAUGAGUGGGAUUUCUGUUUUAAAUUCCCCCCUGGUGACAAUCAUGAUUCUGUUAGGAACUUGUUUGAGACAGUGUUUUUAAUCAUGGUCGUGUUUGAUAAAUCAAAAUAUUGUUAAAACAAAUGGACUAACAUGUUUACAUGGAAACCACAGUGUUUGCUUAUGUAAUUAGUCUAGGAUUUUUUUUUUUUUUAAAGAGUUUUGUAUGGUAUUCUUAUUCCCUGUAAAGUGGCAUUCUAGUACUACGUAAUACUUGAGGGGAAGGGUAUGUCAUGAUAUGUGUUACAAAAUAUAGGGCAGGGGGUGUUUGCCGAAUGCUGAGUAACAUUUUCAAAACAAUGUCUUUUUCUUAUUCAUAAAGUUUAAUGU